AAAGAAAGCAGGAUCUACGACCUUUUUUCCCAUUUGUGUAGUGUUUUUCCCCGACCGAACCUUUUACCCCGAAAAUUUUGGUGUUGUACCCGCUUAGUUUGUUUCAAUUUCUCUAGAGCAAUUUUUGUUGGCGACGCUGCUCAUUCAUUUUUUUCUACAAUACACAAUGGCCGCACGAUUUGUUGACGAGGUGACACAAUCCCAUGGGCUCCACCUGCUUCGGUUAAAGAAACUUAAAAUGUCGAAGAUGCCGGUUCGUGGGUAAGGAGCACUGCGAGGCGCGGCCAAGCGCCAUUGCACACCAAUUGCCGCAGUAGGAAGUAGGAAGAAGCAGGCAUAUAAUAUCUACUCCUUGUCAAGGCGAACGAAAGAAAUGUGGGUAGCUCUGCGGAACCUCGUGCUGUGGUGCAUCGUUGCACUGCUCUAUGCCGUGGUGUUUUUCACAUCAGUUUUUGUCUUCUUCCCCGCAAACAUUUUGGUCCACCAUGCCGCGGAAUUGGUCUACUGGCUCGUCAGAGGUACUUAUAAUUUUUCAACAAAGUAGAAGCGCUGAAGAUCGAUGUCGAUUUUUACUUUUUCCAUUGCGCGAAGGAGUCUAUAGUAUUCAGUCGCUUUGUGUUUAUACUUCAACUGUAUCACAACUAUCAAAACACUCCAACAGCCUGCGUCGGCGACGCUGAAGCGUUCAAAGUUUCGGAGCCCAAAAUCGCCGGCACCUGGGGGUUGUGGACCGGGUUUCUGCUUUCCCUCUUCGUCUGGCACGGGUACAACGUUCUGAUGGAGCACCUCCUCGCGUAUCUCCUGGCUUUCUGCGCGGUCUUUCAGUUCUGCAAGAUGUUCUUCUUCACCUACAUUCUGCGCGUGGACUGCAUCGAGAAAACGCCGAGUUUGUACACCGUGCACUUAACCGCGGAGGGGCUGUUUGACCAUUUGCUCGCCAUUCAGGAGUACGCGGGGUUCCUGAUCUGCUUACGGCUCUUCGAGGUGGACUACACGCUGCGAUUGUACUUCGGGACGCUAACCACCAUGCCGCGAGACGAGUAUCACGAGAACGCGAUUCUGGACGAAACGACUUUGUAUUUGUCCAUCGCGAUCUUGUUGUCCGGGAUGGCCUGGGAAUUCUGCGGCCGCCCCUUCUCGCUGUACGAGAGAGGGGAGCUGGAUAUGGUAAUUUACUUCUUUGUCUUGUGUGAAUUUAUUCUUACAUUUUCUGUCGUGUUUAUUGGGUUCUCAUCAUGUAAGGUAAGUAAGAAAGUACCUUGGCAGGAAGUACCGGUAGAAGAUGAACUACGAGGUGACAAGUUGUCAAGUACAUGUCGCACCAGAUCGCUCCUGGCAACAUGGUGCUAGUCUUCUACUAGGAUCACACUGACUACUUUUGACAAGAACAACUGUUCUGUACUCUUAGGUUUGGAAUUUCCCCCACGAGCUGGUGACCGCCGGUCGAGAGUACUACCUCCCGGACGGGAAGACGAAACUGGACUACUGCUGCGCCUCGCACUCGGGCAGAGACUUGCAGGACGAGGACUGCGUGAUCUGUUUGGACAGUCUGAACCAGAAAGUCCAAUUCCUGGAUCCCGACUACGAAAGGAUGUCGUUGUCGCUGCACCGGAGAAGGCCGGAGUUGACGGUAUCCUAAGUAAAACCGUCCCCACCUCACAAUUGUCAUGCAGACUUGCGAUUACAGGAAGAUUUGCAAUGCGCAUCUCCAUAAGAGGCAUUUACAGUCGUGUUUUGGAAUUUGUCAUGCUGUAAACAGGAUAAGCAGAUGGAUUUGUGAUGCGGUUGUCCUUGCUAACAUGCACUACACUACGGACUGCAACUUGUCAUGCGUGGCUCCCAAAAGUUCUGGACUUGUGUUGCUAAGUGUCCAUCUUGACUCUGGGGUGGGGAUGUUUUUACACAGGAUAGACGGCCGCGAGACUGCGGAACCGGAAGGUGGAACACGCGGGAACCAUCGUCGGCCGGUUUGAGUUAUCCACUGCAAAUAUGUCUGGGUCGGGAAGAUAAUUGCGAGAUUUGUUAUGCUAGUCUGGCAUUCCGCUGAGCUCUGUAAGUAUUGCGUGGCCAGCAAGAGCUGCUCUUGUCUGUCUUGCAAGAAGGCUGUUUGUCAUGCGGGUUACGCAACAAAGAGCAACGGAAAAAUCUGUCAUGCUUGGCGGUGCAUCACAAGAAUGUGCUUUCUAUUCGCUGACAUGCAUCACAGGUUCUUUCCAGACCCAGAUCGAUAUUUGCAAUGCAUAUGAAUCCGGGUUGCGGUCCGCCCCCAGUUGCGACCCGUACAGUGGGGACUUUGAGGCGAAGUACUUCAGUGAGGAGAAUUAUGCGCAUAAUUAUAACGGGCGAACUAGAGAUAAUUAUAUGCAGCUGAGCUACAACAGGACCAGGAGUGGUUCCUCUUCCCGAAGUAGGACCCAGACAGAGGACCAACAGUUGUUCCACUACCAGAACACAAGCACCGGCGCGGCGUUGCGGCGUAGGCUGACCAACCGGGGGAACUUCCAGCAGGGCGGGUCGAGCUCCAGUACUUCCGGUCGGACGUUCGCUGGUCUUCGUGCUAACCUCAACCAGCAGCGAAUAAAUGACGACCAGGAAGAACUCGACAACUUCCUCGACGAUGAAGCCUCGAGUACGGACUUUUCUCUGUCCAGGUUUCCCUGGGCCGCCAUGCCGUGGAACUACUACAUGAUGAGAAGCACAACUACUUCUAGGGGCGGCAGAGGUACAACUGGUAGAACACACGUAGGUCGUGGUCUUCACGGUGAUGAUGAUUCCGCGCCCGACCUCCUCGACCCCGGAUUGGUGGCUAGACAGAACGCGUACAAUUAUGGCGCGGUGGUUCAUCACGAAGAUGACCGGUUUGACAACUAUGACCGGGAAGAUGAAAUAGAGGAUCGAGAAGAUGAAAUAUUGAACGACGAGGACAACCUGCAAGCCGGGAGACCAAUCUAUGGGGACAACGAUAUUAACAACACAGAUAAUGAUCCUCUGUACAACAACCGCGACGACGCUGGGAUGAACAACCGAGACCAAUCUUCGUCUCGUCGCGACCUCCGCGGCGACACUACCACUACCCCCUCCCUCUCUAUCUACUCCGUCCGCGCUUUAUUGCGCCGCGUGUUCGCAGAUGGGUUGCAUCUCCGUUGGCCGUCAUUUCUGCGCUCCGCAGACGAGGACGUCCAGAGUCUGUACCAGGUGAGGGGGGGAAGAUACCAUAGUACUAAUGAUCUUGUUCGCAACAGCGGAAGUACUACUAUUUCGGCGACAAGAACUACAAGGAAUGCUCACCGUCCUUCCGGGCAAGAAGAAAGGUUAGGAGAAUCCUCAAUACUGCAAUCGCAUUCGCAAAAUGACGACACGCAGCACGACAUAGUUGAGGAUGAGUUUGAAGAAGAUCAUUUUGAUGAGGCGAACAACUUCUGGCUCGCCAAUUACAGUGGUAGUUCAACAAACGAAGACCACAGUACUACAUCUUUACAGCAGAAAUACGACUUUCCGGACUUGAACCCACGAAACCAGAACUCUUUGGAGCUCGACGGCAUGAGCAGCAAUUUGACCCAUGGGCAAAGGGCCUCCGGCGCAGCCGGGUUUCUCCGUCGGUGGCUGGAAUUCCUGUUCUGCGCGGGGAGGCGGCGGACUGCUAAUGGGGAAAGUGGGUCCUCGUCGGGCUACGGGUCUUUGUUCGAUGACACCGACAUCGCGGUAGAGCAGCAGGGAACUGCGGUCACCAUUGGCAUCGGACCGAUAGUAUCAAAAGGAAAAAUCCCCCCUCCCCACAUCAAAACGAAAUCUCUGAUGCUGGAUUUGCGUACUUACACAAACGACAUUUGUCACGCAGAGAGGCAUUGCGGCCAGAUCCCCAGGCUACAUAGGGGCGUAGGGGUCUAGUUGUUCAGCAUGGCAAACGGCUCCCCUUUAAGCCCAACAGCAUGACAAAGCGCUUCAAUAAUGGGGCGGAAGCUUCUGCCCUUGUCUUCUUGCAAGACAAAUGCGAUUUGUGACCUCAAACCAGCAGCGCAAAUUUUCGGAAACAUACCUUUUCACUAUGGGGAGGGGGAUUUUUCCUUAGGAUAAAUAGAAAUCACGCUCGCAAGACAGCUGCCGGUGGGCGGAGCAGAUGAUGAGGGGGGUGCUGCUAGUGCUACUGGUCAGGGUGCGGCAGCAGGGGGCUCGGGUUCGAAUGUCUCAGGAACAUCAACGGCAGGAGUUGUGGCCCCCGCUGGAGCUUCUUCCGGCAUAAUGCCACCAGGAGGUGGAGCAUCAGCACCAUUCAUCGGCGGCGAAGACGAUCUGGACCACCCUCUUCUGCCCACCGUUGUCGGGAAUCCGGCGAGUGGUAGUGGCACAAGUGGAGGCACAACUGCCUCAGCAAGUUCGUCCAGCAGUUCAGCUGGACCGCUGCAGAAUUUGCGCAACUACAUGCUCGACGGUGGUUCAUCGCGGAACCGCUUCUCGACGUCCACAGCAUCCGGAGCUGCAACCUCAGCACGCAACUUGUCCAUUGGUCUGGAAUUCUCUGACAACAAUUCCGUUCACCUCCCUUCCGGCUGGUACGAAGACAACGACACCGGGCAUUUCGCCACCAGCGGACAAAAAAGACGCAGGAUGGCAGGGAGUAGUAACAGGAAUUAUGAUCAGAGCACGAGUAGUACUGGUGCAGCAGCAGCAUCGGGCGGUGGAUCCUCCAGUGCUAGAAGAGGUGCCGGUCGAUCCUCCAACAAUCCGUCGGAUAAUUUUUACCCUCCUGAGGACGACUACUACAACGAUGACGAACCCUCCAGCGCCGACGAACAACAGCACCUGUCCGCGAAGCAGUACCAUACGAAACAGCAGUACAAGCAGCACAAGAACGUGCGGCUGCCGUGCAAACACGUGUUUCACUCGGACUGCUUGAAGAACUGGAUCUCCACCAGCCGGAACGAGCAGCACCUGAUUUUCUCCGGCGCGCCCCCGGGCGCGACCUGCCCCACCUGCCGGCACCGGCUGUCCUGGAGUGACAUUUCCGUCGAAACGGUGGACCAACUGCUGGGCUGGGGCUUCGUCAUGCUGUUUGUCUUGCUCCUGAGCUUCCCCGUCUUGCACGUGCUGCAGCGGGUGUGGAAUUUGUGUACGCUGGGUUUUUCCGUGAUGCUGGAGAAGUGGCUCAGCUGGAUUUUGACUUCCACCGCCGGCGCCGGGUCGGCGAACGGCCCCUUCUUGUACAAGUGGUUUCUCAUUCACAACUCGGCGACAACCUUUGUAUCCGGCUCCGCAACGUUGGUGUUCAGCAAGGAUGAUUUGCCGCUGAAUCUGAUCGCGGAACUGUCCGCACGCACACACCUCGUGCACGAUUUCGUGCGGCACUUCGCGGCCUCGGUGAUUGUCUUCGAUUUUGCGUCGAUCUACACGGAGUGGCGAAAGCUAAGGCAGUUCUUCACGAACGAGGAUAGUGGUUCAUCUUCUGGUGGGGCUAGCAGUAGUGCUGGGAAUAAUGGAGAGGACUUGGACCACAUAUUGAGACAAGCCGCGGACCACUCUAGCACUGCGGAGCAGGCUGUUCAGCCAGGCACCACUGAAGCUAACGAGACGCCGCUUGCAACUACUGCCUCGCAAGAGCAGGGUGGUGAUGUUCAUCUUGCAACCUCCGGAGGUGCAGCAGCAGCAGAAACAUCUCCGAGCAACAAUUCAUCUGCGGAAAUACAGAAGGAAACAUCAAUAACUGCCACGGCGGAAAGUAGAGCACUGCAGCCAGCUGCUGCUGCCCUUGAAGUCGAUGACGACAAUCUUUCCAACAGAUCCGCAGAGCUGCAAAUAGAACAUCCAUCGAACACAACUACCUCCACCACCACCAACUCCACCCUCCGCCCCCCGCUGCACUACGGCAUUAAGAAGAUCCCGUACUGGCGGCUGAGCCAGAUUUCCGAGGGUAAGGGAAAGUUCCUCUACGACGUGAUGCGGUCGGCGCAGCACUUCACCGGCGUGCGCGCGGCCAGCGCCAAACAGGUGGACAAAAUCCGGCGCGCCAUCGAGCCGCAGGGCACGGUCUUGAUCGGCGCGAAUAGCGUCGGGGAGGGAGCGGAAAAUGCGAAAAAACCGUUUUUCGCCUUCGGAAAAAACGCACACAUAGCGGAAAACAAACCGUCGCUGGCGUUACCGGUCGUGAAAGAUCCAAAGUUCGCCACGGCAGCGGACAAGCAACUACUCCUGGAGUUUAAAGUGCGCCAACUCGGCUGGCUGGCGGGAAAUGUGGACGUAGAUAAUGCGGCUGGGAAUAGAAAUGCGACGAGCAAUUCUACAAGUAGUUCUUUGGCGGCUCGUAAUAGAAAUGGAACGGCAAAAAUUGUAUCAGAAUCGUCGGAAACCUCGAACUUAACCAAUGCGACAUCAGCCGCCGCAGUUCCUCCGGAGGUUUUAGAAAUCGACUUGAGCCCCUUCGCCUUAUUCCGGCUCGUGUUCAAUCUUUGCUCUGCCCUCCUCCGGUUGCCCGGCACGGUGAUUUUGAGACUCUCCCGACACGUCGGGGCGCUCGCGUACGCCGCUGCGCUGAACACGGGCAAGCAGUUUGACAGUCUGGCGCGGGUGGUCCAGAAGUACGUCGCGCCGCACGUGAAGUACGUGCUGAGCGACAAGUUGCAGCUGGACAGAAUUUUCGGCUACUUUCUGCGCCUGACGUAUUUGGAUGUAGUUUUGGAGAAAACUUUAACCUUCUGCAGUGAGAAGAUUUUCCUCCCGGUUUUUGACGGCGUGAAGGUCAGCUUUGACUACUUCUUUUCCAGUCCCGCUACGGACCAGGCUGGUGCUGCGGCAGGAAGUGCAGCAAGUGCUUCCUCCUCCAGGACUGCGGCGGAGCAUGAGCAAAAGUCCAGUGGCAGCGACGGAGCAGCCGGGAGCAGGACGAAAGCGACGCAAUAUGAGAAAAACCAUACUGCGAUCAGAAAUUUCGCGGAGAAACACCGAGCGACAGCUAGUGAGAAUGAUUCUACUUCUGCGACAGUAGAACAAACUACAACAGGGCAGUCACCCUCUGCUGUCGAGCAAGCAGGAUCUGAAGGUGAAGCAGGAGCGAAUGACACCACUACCACAGGAACCUCGAAAAAUCCUGGCGGGACCACGACGGAACAAGCAAGAGCGAGUCAAAAGUCCAUAAAGCGAGUUCUUGAAACUACUACACAAAAUAAGCAGAAGGAAACCGACGGAACGGGGUACCCUUUUGUUGACAAGUUGCUCUCCGAGAGGGAGCAGGUGAAGCAGGAGCUUUUUUCGAGUCUGGUCGGGGGAAACGAGACCACGGCGUCCACAUCUUCUCGUGCUGUUGAACAGCAGGUCACUGCUGCAGAAGGAACAACAGGUCACAACGGAGCGGCAAGGAGCGUGGCCAAUUUGCGCAAUACUUCUGAGGAAAACACGCGUGGAUCAAGAACUACACGGAUAUCUUCAGAGGUUAACAACCAAUUGCAAAAAGGAGAACGAGAAAGCUCUUCUACUUCCCCCGAGAAGAUGAAGCUGGUGCCUCCAGAGGAAGAAACAAGAGCCAAGAAGAACACAACUACCGACGCUGAUAAAAAUUCGCCUGCCCCUGAAGCAGCAGAUGCGAGUCCUUCUCCCUCGCAAGAAGAUGAACGUCUGGAGCACCACUCCGCUCAGAAAAUGCUCAAGUCGAUGAUUCACGACAGCAAGCUCCGCCACGCAAUGGAGACCGCGAUCCGGGGCUACAUUGCCGACGGUGACACGGCGGUGGUGUCGUUUUCGUUCCCCGUGGCAAAACGGCUGGAGCAGUUAGAACACGAGUACCGGGAAAAAUACGGGCACUCGGUAUCCAACUGGGUGAACACCAGAAGCUUGACGGACAAAACCGCGACCGCCGAGCAGGAGCUGGAGCAGAGAAGCGAGUUCGCGAAGAAGCAGGAGAAGGCGGAAGUGACGUCCCAGUUUGCGGAGGAGAUCGUUUCGAAACUGGACUUAUCAAAUGUAAAAAUGUCUGGGUCUGGAAACUUGUGAUGCUGGGCGGCGUCUCAUGAUGAGGCUACAAAUGCUGGCUCAGCAUGACAAGUUUCUGAGCUCCUACCCUAGGUGUUGCCUAUUCUGCAUGACAAACUGCGUUUCUGCAUCGCAGAAAAAUGGAGCUCUUGGGUAACGUGCAUGACAGAUUUAAGAGUCAUGCCAGACAAGCAUGACAAACAUGCAUUCUUCCAGACCCAGACAUUUUUACAAUCCAUAGGACUCCUUCGUGGAGGCCGAGUUCGCGCUGCGGAGCGGCAGUCGGGUCGUGAAGCUAUUAGCGGAGAACGUCGGGAGAAGGCGGUUGGAAGAGUUGGAAGCGAGGUUGCAGGUGUGCGGAAAUUAUUUGCUGGAAAGUCAGGAAAGCGGUAGGUUUGGUAUUCAGCAAGGAGAUCAAGUAGAAGCUGCCGCGGGAAGAAGUGGAACAAGUAGAACUAGUAGUCCACGAGCCGCAAAAGCAGAAGGAGGUAACGGAAAUAGCGAGGAGAUCUUUCUCGAGGCAGGAGACAACGUAGACGGUGUUGCUACAAGUAGUGCUACUUUCAUCAUUUCCGACAUAAUUGAAGGGGGGGCGUCGACAACGUCAAGAACUGGGCGGAAAGAUAGACACGACCCGGAUGUUGAAAUGUUUCCCGAAGAAGAGCCGCAGGAGGGAGAGGAUGAAACCGCGAGAAUUACUUUGUCGCUCCCUUCCUGCAAAGAUCUGCUCGAGAACUAUUUUGACGGAAGUAAUGUUGCAUCAAACAACGGGGAGAUGAACGUGAACCAGCAUGGUACAAAACCAGCACGGCCGCAAGAACUGCGCACUGCGCACGAGGAAAUCGGGACGAAACUACUGCUCGACGCGGAACUGGAUCUGCGGAAAAUUGCGUUCAAAUUCGUUGAUUUUUUACUGUCUCCGAGUCUGCUAUUACUGCAGAAGGGUCAACAUCAAGGAAAGCGAGCAGAUUUGUUUCAUGGACGAGGCGAGGACCACUACCAGGCAGAUCGCCAGCGCUCUUUUCAACAACAUCAGGCUGUUUCAAACUACCUCCUCCGCGAGAUUUUCUUUCCCGCCCUGGAACUGCCGAAGGAGUUGUACGGAAGCGAUUCCGCACCGGAAUUCGCCAUGCUGGACGCGCUCGUUGGUCAAGCUCGGAGGUUGGCGUUCCACCACGGCAGAGCUUCCACCUCGUCGUGGGAGAAAAUGCAACAGCAUCAAGUUAGAACCCGCCUCGCCGACUACGUGGAGCAAGUUAUUGCCACGCACACAACUGUAACAACGUCAACAUCUACUUCCGGGGGCGCUACUAGUGCGGUGGCUGGCGAGAUGUUGAGUGCUGGUAGUGAAGACCCUGCUUAUGGUGUGGAACUCGCGGUCGAGGUGUAAGGGAUGAGCUUCUGGUGCUAACGGACGUGCUGAAUGCGCCGUCACAAGGGGGGAUUUAUUGUUUCGGUUCACCAUAACAUCUACUGCAAGAACCUCGUGGGGAGCUUUAUAUAUGCCGUGGCACCGCUCUGGCACAUGUUGACCUGCUUCAACAUCUACAGCUCUGUCUUGCAUCUCACGGUUGAACUUUUUUUUCGCGACAGCCCAAGAUUUAUUUUGAUCAAUGAUUAUUUUAU
This is a messenger RNA of Amoebophrya sp. A120, 9582 nucleotides long. NCBI's taxonomy places the organism in Eukaryota, Dinophyceae, Syndiniales, Amoebophryaceae. The record is from the annotation of a GenBank genome assembly.